CCUAGGAAAAACAGGCUUUUUCUUGCUUGAACAGCAAGCAACAGGGAUCUAUAUAACAGUAGACACGCAAGUUCUGAAAGAGCAAGAAAAUAGAGCAAAAUGGUAACCAUGGGGGAGUUCUGGGUUACUCUAACCUCAGUUGUAGCUGCAACAGCUAUGUUUAGAACUUACUUCCCUUAUGAAAUUUGGCUCUAUGUUGAAAGAUUUAUCCACAAAUUGAUUCGCUUUUUUAAUCCUUACAUUGAAAUUACAUUUCAUGAAUACUCUGGUAAAUAUCUCAAGCGUAAUGAAGCCUUCACCGACAUAAGAAACUAUCUCAGUACUAGAGCCACUUUGUGUGCAAAAAGAUUUAAGGCUGAUGUUGUGAAAGAUAGCAAGUCUUUAAUUCUCAGCAUGGAGGAAAGAGAAGAGGUAACAGAUAUGUUUAAAGGGGUCAAAGUCUGGUGGGAAUUGCGUCAUAAGGCCCCUCCCAAAACACAAUCAUUUUCUUGGUAUGGAAGCGACGACGAUAAGAGGUAUUUCAAGCUCAUAUUCCAUAAACGUCAUCAAGAACUCAUCACAGGGACUUAUGUUCAGCAUGUGCUUGCUGGUGGAAAGGAUGUUGCAGUGAGGAACCGCAUUCGAAAGCUAUUCAAUAAUAAUCCUAGCAAGAAUUGGUAUGGCUGGAGACAAUCAAAGUGGAGUCAUGUACAUUUUGAGCAUCCUGCAACAUUUGAUUCAUUGGCAAUGGAGAGAAAGAAGAAGGAAGAGAUCAAGAAUGACCUCAAGAAGUACAGUGAGGGGAAAGAGUACUACACAAAAAUCGGGAAGCCUUGGAAGAGAGGGUAUCUUCUUUAUGGUCCUCCAGGAACUGGCAAAUCCACCAUGAUUGCUGCGAUCGCUAAUUUUUUAAACUAUGAUAUCUAUGAUCUUGAACUUACCACAGUCAUGGACAACUCAGAGUUGAAAAAUCUUUUGAUCGAGACAACAAAUAAAUCUGUCAUAGUUAUAGAGGACAUUGAUUGCUCGCUUGAUCUUACUGGUCAGCGCGAGAAGAGAAAGGGGAAAGAUGAGGAUAAAGAAGAGCAAAGUCCCAUUGAAAAGAAGAUGAAAGAGGAAGGUGAGAACAAAGUAAGCAAGGUCACUUUAUCUGGGCUUCUGAAUUGCAUUGAUGGCCUUUGGUCAGCUUGUGGGGGAGAAAGAAUCAUUGUGUUCACUACUAAUUAUGUGGACAAGCUUGAUCCAGCACUUAUCAGGAGAGGAAGGAUGGACAGGCAUAUUGAAAUGUCCUACUGUUGCUUUGAUGCAUUCAAGGUUCUAGCUAAGAAUUAUUUACAUAUUGACUCACAUGAAUUGUUUGCAGAAGUUAGCAGUCGGUUGGCAGAAACCAAUAUGAUACCUGCAGAUGUAGCAGAGCAUUUGAUGCCGAAGUCUGAUGAAGAUGAUGCUGAGACUUGUCUGAAGAAUCUGAUUAAAGCUCUCAAGGUGGCGAAGAAGGAAGCGAUAAAAAAAGCUGAGGAAGAGGCGCGCUCAAAGGCCGAGAAAGAGAAGGAGGGGGACAAGUGUACUUGCUCUGCUAAGAAGGAUAUGAAGGGUGAUGAAACAUCAACUAAAUCUGUGAAAGAGAAUGGUUUCAUCAACCAGGAAGAUAAAGGCAUGGAGAACUGAUCUUGAAUUCUACCCAGAAUUCAAGCAACGAUGGUUUCACAACUUGUGAAGAAUUGGAUAUAAUCUUGCAUAUUUGGUGUACAGUGUGUGUAUCUUGCAGAAUAAGCAGCUGAAUUGCAUAGUGAUUGCUUAUUGUAAAUAUGCUGGAGCUAACUAGCAGCAAGGCAAUAUUGGUUUUAGUUUGUAUUGUGUGUAGAUCAUGAUACUGUUUGUAUAUAAGUCAACAAAAUGUUGUUUCACUCAAUUUAUCUUAUAUGUUUAUAUCUAUCUAUCCAAGUUGUGGUGUCAAGCUGCAAAUAACUGUGGAACGAGAAUUGGGAGGACUGGUGCCUUGAACUGCCGGUGUCUACUUGUAUCAAUCCAAAUUCAUGUAAUGAGAAUAUUGUAUUCAUUCA
Messenger RNA from Mangifera indica (mango), 2042 nucleotides. RefSeq names its product AAA-ATPase At3g28580-like. Lineage: Eukaryota; Viridiplantae; Streptophyta; Magnoliopsida; Sapindales; Anacardiaceae. The record is from RefSeq and is a predicted model, not a curated record. Gene Ontology annotation, molecular function: ATP binding; ATP hydrolysis activity. Bases 100 to 1647 code for a protein of 515 amino acids. The transcript has a single exon.